Molecule: messenger RNA, 1291 nt
Organism: Anopheles moucheti
Lineage: Eukaryota; Metazoa; Arthropoda; Insecta; Diptera; Culicidae
Product: syntaxin-4
Exons: 6
Coding region: 403-1275 (290 amino acids)
Biological process (GO): vesicle-mediated transport; intracellular protein transport; vesicle fusion
Cellular component (GO): endomembrane system; SNARE complex; synaptic vesicle
Molecular function (GO): SNARE binding; SNAP receptor activity
Source: RefSeq, a predicted model, not a curated record
GUUCACAACAUCGGUGGAACUCCACUCGAUGGCUCACGCAGUGUAUUUAUUUUUCGGUUCCUCUAAUGAAUCAUAGCCGCACCUGACAGUCUUGAUAAGCGUGUGCGUAGUGAGACAUAUCGAUCUAAACGUGCGGGACCUUGUUGACGGUAAUCACCCUACCUGCCCUACUCUGCUGUACGUUAGCAGUCCUCUAAUACAUCCGAAAUUUUAAACGCUCCAUCGGGCACGGGCACUGGUCCGAGCACACGGGAUCAAACCACGGUAGCAGCAUCGUUUACACCUACACCCGCUCAGGAGAUUAUACUGCAAUCAAAGUCAGAGCAAACGGGGGUGUAAUGCACCGUGCAACGGCAUCUCACACGUCCUUGUCCGUUCGAUCAACCAAGCAACGCAUCCAACAUGGUGAAGGAUCGGCUGGCAGAAUUGAAAAGCAAAAGUAAGUACGCCAACCACAAUGCGGACGAACCAGGCCAGGUGGAAACGCCACUGUCCAAAUCACAGGAGGAAAUCUUUCAAAAUCUCGAAAAGUUUUCUCAACUUACUGCGUGGAUCCAAACGAUACGAGGCAACAUUGCGGAAAUGCGGAAGCAGAUUGGUUCCUCCAAGUUUCACUACAAUGACAAACCCAUUCGUGAUCGGAUGGAGGAAAAGCUGAAGGAAAACAACCAGCUCUGUCAGCGCAUUUACAGCACUAUCAAGCAGCUCGAGUCGGAACUCGGGGACGAUUGCAUUCGAACCGGUGUACUGUUUCGCAUCAAGAACACCCAGUUCCUGGUGAUCCGGGACGACUACCUGAGCGCAUACCGGGAGCAUGAGGAGUUUGUGUCGUAUUACGAGAAUCGUAUCAUGUCGAUGAUGAAGCUGGAAGCGAAAGCAAUGAACUACAACAUCACGGACGAUGAGGCACUGGAGCAACUUACCGGUAAUCAAAGGUCACCCUUCGUAGGCAAUCUGCUGGAGGAAACGGAGCGAGAGCGCCAAAUGCUGCGCGACAUCAUGACCCGGCACAGUCAGCUGGAGGCGUUGGAAAAGUCACUGAUGGAGGUGCGUGAUAUGUUCGUGCGCAUAUCGAGCCUGGUAAUGGAGCAGGGCAGCCUGGUGCAGGUGAUCGAGUACCACGCGCAACAGGCGACGCUUAACACGGAUCACGGUGCGCAUCAGCUGCAGAAGGCACGGGAGUACAAGAUCAAGGCGCUAAAGAAGCGUACGUGCUUGCUGAUCUGGGUCAGCACCGCGCUAGCGGUGUUAUUGUUUUUGGUGAUCAUUUUCUGAACGCCCCAUGCCAUAU